GACAUUGUUCCAGUUUUUACUUUUUAGUGCGUAUAUCCUUGCAUUUUUUGUUUAUUAUGUUUACAUGCUCUUCCUUUCAUCAUUUUUUUUGAAGCAAUUUUGUGAGUAGAGUUUGUGAAUUUUUAAGAAAUGUUUUCAACUACUUCGUUAAUUUAAUGUGUAAAUUAUUUUCAACGAAAUGAAGUGAAUGUUGAUUGAUUGUAUUGUAACAAUAUUGUGAUAGUUAUCGCAAUAACUUCAUUCCCCCCAAAGUAUUUUCAAACGUAUUCAAAAGUACGUUAACUACCGAAGUGCAACAUGCUCGUGGAUUGAUUUCAUUUGAGUUCUUGUUUUUUAUCAUGAAUCUAUAACGCGUCGAAAUGAAGAACCAACCGUAUACUAUCAACUUAUCCAAAGUUUGCCGACUUUGCUUCGUGGAAAAGACUGAUUUAUCGCCCAUUUUUGACAACAGUAGCAUUCCUGACCUGUCCCUCAAAAUUAAACAAUGCGUUUCAAUCGAGGUAUCCAGUGGCGAUCAGUUACCAGACCGAAUAUGCAGCGAUUGCUUCGUAAAAAUCAGAAAUUGGAUUACUUUCAAAGAAAACUGUACCGAAGCCGAUACGAAUUUGAAAAAUUACGUGAAAACUACCUUUAAAGAAGAAUCAGGCGAGGCCUACGAAUCAAUAUCAGUCAAAAAUCGUUCCAAUUCCUUCGUGCAACCUGCAUUUGUUCAGAACAACACCUCUGAAGAAAAUCGAAUCAGUCCAGAUGUGAUCGAUACCAUCACCGAAGAUGUAAGUAUGGAAUCGGAUUCGACGAAUCAGUUAAUAAGCGAAGAAACACCAAAUUCGUCCGAUAAAUCGUUACUUUUCACUUGUGAAAUCUGUAAGGAAACAUUCACCAGCUCUAACGAUCUUGUUGAUCAUAAAGUGAACUGUUAUCUUGACUCGAGCAUUGAUUCCGUUAUUCCUAGUACCGCAGACGAACCAGAAGUUACAUCUAAUGAAUCUGAAUCCGAUUACACUCGCGAAUCGGUAGAUAACGAAGUUCAAUCAUAUUUUCAGUCGUCUCCUCGUAUUCGUGAGACUGACGAUAGUCCUAUGGAUGUUAGUCGUGCUAGUCCCAAUUUCGUUAACGUUCCUGAUGAUAAUGUAAUGGUCUCGAAGGUCGAGGCUGAUGUCGCUAGAGAACCAAAAAUAAUAAAGAAUGAUAAUGAAUUCGAUCGAUUGUCAGCUCUUCGUGUUCGUGAAAAUUCAAAUACGCCGAGCAGACUUCUCAUUCGCACUGAUAUCCAUCGCGAAGACGUUCCUCGCGAUCUUCUCACAAAUCAUAAUUUAAUCGUUCCUGAGAGCGCAGCUGACUUUGUUGAAAACCCAGAAGUAAUUUCGCACCAGUACGAUCCUAAUCAAAUGAAUAAAUCAGAGAACGAGUACGCUGAUUCGUUUCAUCGAUCGUCACUUCCUAUCUGCAAGAUUGAAGUACUAGAUUCCACUCCUUCUGACGGUUUUGUAGAUUCGAAGAACGCGGUCUUUAUAAAUGGCAUCAAACCUGAUCGGUCGAACGAAUUAUUUCACGAAGAAGUGAGUUCACUCGAUCAACUACCAUGUCAAACUUACAACGGUAACGAAAUAUCAAAUUACUCGCCUCAUACGAUGAACAGCGAAUAUCCUUUGAAGAAUGAAGUAGUUACCGCCGAAGAUUUCAGUCAAAUAGUUAGGAACACUGUAAACGAAUUUGUUGACGUGACUGAACAUAAAUUGAAUGAUUUUUACGAUAAAUCCUCUCGUAAUCGUCGAAGUAACGUACGCGCUGCGAAAAAACCUCGUUCGACUCGUUCGAACAAAGUUCCCUAUGAGACCGAAUACGUUGAUCUAGAUUCGUAUCAAUCUCACUUCCUGGAUGAAGAUCGCCAAAACAUUCGUAAACCGAAAAGACGUUCUUGGCGAAAGCCAUUUUACUGCGAUAAAUGCGGUAAGAAUUUCUCCACUGAAAGAGGUUUGCUCCUUCAUAACCGAAAACUUCCCUUUUGCGAGAAUUCAGUGCAGUUCAAAUGCAAAAAAUGCGAAUAUAGCACCCAUGAUAGCCAUAAUUUAAAGUACCAUUUGAAAACAACGCAUUUAGAAGGUACAUUUUGUUGCGAAACUUGCGGCAAAUCAUUCGGUAAUGCAAUCGCUUUACUAGGUCAUCGCAGAAGGGUUCAUUUAAGAGCGAACUCGAGCUGGAAAGGCAACUUUAUCUGCAGUUAUUGCAAGAAGAUCUUCUUGUACAAAAACACCUUACAGGCGCAUAUGCGUAACCACUACAUCUAUCAAUGUAUCCAAUGCGAUAAAAAAUUCAUCGACGAAAAAGCUUUACGGUUACACGAAAGAUUCCACACAUCGAGCAGUAUUUUGAAAUGCGAACUAUGCGAUUUUACUACGCAAAGUCGCAUGCUCAUCAACGAUCAUAUGUUGAACGUACACGGCACAGUAGGAUCUAUUCGUUGCAAGCAAUGUGGCGAAUCGUUCAAGACUAAAGUAGCUCGGGAUCAACACUGUAAAUCAGUUCACUCGGGUAUCUGUUGCGAGCAAUGUGGCGAAUCGUUCAAGAAUAAAUCAGCUCGAGAUGAACACGUUAUAUCGGCUCACUUAAUGAAUAAAAUGAAGCGCACUGGUGACAAAUCUGAACCGUUGAUGAUUAAAAAAGUGUGCACUCGUGACAAAUCUGAACCGUUCAUUUGUGAUUACUGUAAAAAAUCUUACAUCACAAAAGCGCAGCUUCGGAGUCAUAUCGAGUGGAAACACAUGAUAGAGGAAUGCGUCUGCAAAAUAUGCGAGAAACGAUUUAGAAGCAAUCCAAGUUUGAAACAACACCAUAGACUUCAUCAUUUAAAUAAUGAAUCAUUCAUGUGCGAAAUAUGCAAUCAUAAAUGUAACUCCUAUUAUCAUCUACAGCAGCAUUUUGAAGUGCACAGUGGCGAAAGGCAAUAUGUUUGCCCUGCCUGUAAAAUGCGCUUCACCAAUAAAAGGAGUUUAGAGGAGCACGAAAUUACUCACGAAAACGAUGGUCAGUUCUUUUGCCUCGGAUGUCAGAAAUACUUCACAUCUAGAAAAAUCUUACAGGAGCAUAUUAAAAUCCAUAUUGGUCAAUCCGCCGAUGGAACAUCAAAACUCUACGUUUGUGUAGAUUGCGGGAAAACGUACGAUAGUUACUUUAAAUUAACUUCGCAUCGAAAGAUGCAUCCCGGCGAGUUAAAUUGCAGCCAUUGCCAGAAACAAUGUACCUCGAGGAAAAGCCUGAAAUGUCAUCUCGAAUCUCACGAAUCAAAAGAAUCUUUUCCUUGCGAGAUUUGCAACGAAUUGUGCGUUGGAAAACGUGCUCUGAAAGUUCACCUCAAGACCCACAAAAGUGUAGAUAUUCAAUCGAAAGAACUGUUCGCGUGCGAAAUUUGCGAUUUCAAAUGUUCUCUUCGUGAUGAUCUACAUGAUCAUCUAAGAACGCACGUAGUCGAACAACCUUCAGUUCUCCUCAUUCGCAAUGAAACCGUCACGCUUGAGAAUAAUUCAGAGAAUAACGCAGGUACUCGCUCUUUUAAUGGAAAAUCAAAGAGCCACACAAACGCGCCGAAAAAAUCGCUUCCCUGUGAGAUUCGCAACGAAGAGCCCGCCUCGCAGGAUCACGACAGAAUCCACACAGAAGUUGACAUUGCUCCUAAAGAACUAUACACGUGCGAAAUUUGCGACAUUAGUUACGAGAAUGCGGCUAGAUUAGAAGAUCAUUUUGGAAUUCACACCGGUGAGAAUAAUUGCAAGAUUUGCUUCCAAACGUUCGACCAGAAAAGUGCCUUGCAAAAUCAUCUCAGAAUCCACAAAGAGAUUGAAAAUGCUACGAAAAAACUAUUCACGUGCGAAAUUUGCGAUCAGAGUUGCGAAAAUGCUGCUGACUUGAAUGAUCAUUUCAAAAUUCACACUGGCGAGAAACAGCGAUACACUUGUAAUAUAUGUUUUAAAAAUUUCUCCUCGUUGGAUUUUUUGUUGUUCCAUAAACGUUCCCACUCACCUGAAUUUAUUCCUGCUAAUUCGAAACCUAUUGAUACUAUAGUUAUAGAUUAGUUCUAAGAUCAUCUACGAAUGUAUGGCCUUUUAUCAUUUUUUUUUUACGUAUGUAUGUUCUUGACUGAUUUUUUUUUUUUUGUUACUUACCUAUGCAUUUAGAAUGAAGUCUACUAGUUUUUUAUGUUUUUGCUUUGAGUUUUAAUCGUAGCUCCAGAAGCAUCUUUAUUUUGUUUUAUGUAAAGUGAGCUAGUCUCCGUUAAUGGUAAAUUAAUAAACGAAUAAUUUUCUAAACAAAUUUCAUCAUGUCAACAAUCAAAAAUUGAAUUUAUUUUUCAAAUUUUAAUCUAUAGUUCGAGAAGUUAAAUUAUUUAAGUUAUUAUCUUAUUGUUUCUGAUAUGUAAAGUGGGUAUGUAUUAGAUUUUAAUUUUGUUGCUCGGAAAUAAUUUUUUGUUAUUUGUUGAAGAAAAUAGUCCGAGGCUUUCAAAACGACUGGUUGAUUUUAAAAUCGUUUCAGACGAGUUUUCAUUUCUGUGGUGUAUUUUAUACCUAUCUUAUAGGAGUUUUUUUUUAUAAUUUUACUUUAAAAUGUUUGUUUUUGUAAGUGAUUGUUUUUAUGUGAUUGAUUGGUUUUUUUUUGUACGAAGCAUUGUGAAAAUUUGUUCGCAUUUUGACUGUCUAAAAAAACUAUAAGUAAAUUCAUUUUUAUUAUA
Messenger RNA from Planococcus citri (citrus mealybug), 4723 nucleotides. RefSeq names its product zinc finger protein 26-like. Gene Ontology annotation, cellular component: nucleus. NCBI's taxonomy places the organism in Eukaryota, Metazoa, Arthropoda, Insecta, Hemiptera, Pseudococcidae. The transcript has 3 exons. Gene Ontology annotation, biological process: regulation of transcription by RNA polymerase II. Bases 360 to 4070 code for a protein of 1236 amino acids. The record is from RefSeq and is a predicted model, not a curated record. Gene Ontology annotation, molecular function: RNA polymerase II cis-regulatory region sequence-specific DNA binding; DNA-binding transcription activator activity, RNA polymerase II-specific; zinc ion binding.